AUGUGCAAAAAAACUAUUUCCAGUGGCAAGACUAACACUAUCGAGUGUUUUGGUCUGAACAACUUGAGAAACAGAAAAGAAAGCGGGACGCCAUUUGCAACACUGCUGAUCAGACUGGAAGAACGGAAGACGUCAUCUGAUCAGACUGGAAGAACGGAAGACGUACAAGCCUGGAGACGGCAGUCAGCUGUCCCAACGCAAGCCACCUUACGAGCUAAACGGACUUCCUUCGACAACUUCAUCUCAAAUAUCAACUAUCAGUGUGAUACACAACGCAUUUUAAAUUCCUGGGUAACAUCCAAAACAACACAGAAAGACGCAAGAAAAACCAAUACGCUUCAACAACAAACUGCUUACCACCGACUCCGAAAUAGCUAA
Molecule: messenger RNA, 378 nt
Organism: Rodentolepis nana
Lineage: Eukaryota; Metazoa; Platyhelminthes; Cestoda; Cyclophyllidea; Hymenolepididae
Source: the annotation of a GenBank genome assembly